AUAGCUAUAGCAUAAUGAAAGUCACGUUUACUAUUCGGACUAGUUUCGCCUCUAACCUUGUAGCCUUGUAUCCUUGCAAACUGCGGAGUAAUUUUUCGCAUUCCUAUUAUUCAGUGAAGAAGAUUUGUGUUUUCUCUUUCUUAGCACACAAGUCCUGUCCACAUUGUACACUGACCAUGAACAACACAAGCCUUGUUGGAACCUCGUUUGUUCCUCUCGACGAAGGAAAGCUCAGCAGCCAGAUAAACCUUGCUAUUCAUGUAAUGACUCUUGUUAUUGGUUCAGUAGCCAAUAUACUCGUGUUAGCUGUCGUUGUUACCAAGUCUAAAAAGACGGACCAGGAUGUUAUGAUCAUCAAUCUGUGCCUUACAGACUGGCUGAUCAUCAUGGUCAAAUUCCCAUUAAAAUUGGACACAAACCUGGAGUAUAUUAACUGGACGGAUUCCGUUUGUAAAUUUGUGGAAAUAAUACCGACUCUUUGCCAUUACGUGGGGAUAUAUGCUAUCGUUGUCAUGGCUGUUCACAGAUGCCGGGUUCUUUUGAAUCCCUUUAAAGCAAAGAUGAAACUCAAAACUGCUGUAGUUUGCUGUAUUGUCAUAUGGGUUUUGUCUUAUCUCUUUCUUCUACCUUUAAUCUUCUAUCGGGUCGGCUACUUUGGUAAAAGUUGUGUGGUCAUCCCAUUAACAGAUUGUCAAAACCGUUUAUUUCAAAUCUACAGGAUAAUCGGAUAUGUUAUUGCUUUCCCUAUACCUCUCUUGAUCAUUGCAUUUUCGUACUUUCGUCUUGGGAUGCAUUUGUACCGCCAGAGGAUCCCACGGGUCGCCUACGUGCAAGGGAACUUGAACAUGAACGCUGGGCGUAGACAAAAUCUAGAGAUAAUAAAGACUCUAGCUGUGAUUGUGAUCGCAUUCGCUCUAUUUAUGCUCCCAUUAUUCAUAGUCAGGAUUCAAUACGAGGUCAAGAGUAACGCGGAAAGAGUAGCUAAGCAUUAUAUUAAUUUUAUCGUGUACUCGCGACUCAUUGCUCUAUCCCACAGCUGUGUAAAUCCUGUCAUAUAUGGUAGCUUGACCAAACAUUUUCGCCAAAAAUAUAGACAAUGGUUCUGUCAGUGCUUUCAAAGAAAUUUCAAUGUUUCAAGGAUGAAUACUUGGAAUGUCCAAAAUUUCACGGCGACCAACUGUCACCGUCCUGACAUUAUUAUAAUGGCCGGAAAAUUUGGAGAACAUCUCGGUGAAGGAUCCGCGACAGGAUUUUCAAAAUUGGAUGUGCCAUUUUCAACCGAAGCUCACAUUAAUCACAGUAGUCUUUGAUCCAUGAAGAUCUUGAUAGUUGCACUCUUGAUAGUUGCAACGUAUGCAUAUACUUAAUCCGCCAUUAUUCGAUUUAGGAGAAAGACUUGUAACGAACGCUUCCCGAAAACAAUUAUGGGGAAAAAGUUACGAAUGUGUUUAAUCUGUACUUCUUCCACUUUCUCAUACUUUCUCGUGCUUAGAGGAGGAGUGAUUGCAAAGGCCUACGAAUUAUUAUUGGGAUAAAGUUAUGCCGUAUGUGAACUGUUUGUGAUGUCUCUUUUUCGUUUUCAAAGAAAGACUGGUGGCAAAUGUGUCAUGCAUAAAAUUGUGACGCUGGAGUACGGAAUAAAUAGGACCAUUAUAAAAGCGCUUUAGCAGUUAGGAUUAGUAGCAGUUUCCUGCGGACCUCUAAAACUUAGUUCUCAAAUAUCAGAGGCACUGACACCUAACUACCGGGAACAUUAUUCAGGAUCAUCGUGGGAUGAUUUGACACGAUCACCGAAUUCAAGAGUAUAUAAGUGUUUUCAAAAAGAAUAGGAAUACAGUUAGUGGGAAGGACCUCCAUCUUAGGGACAUGCCAUAGUGGCUUCUCCACGUAAAACACUGUAGAAGUAARCAGAUCCCAGUCCACUGGCCCAGUUGCACCAAACUGCAAGGAACCAACUCCAAGAAGAGGCCAAGCAUCAGUAGAGCAAUAACAAUAUAAGUACAAUCGUCUCUUGAGAUUCGUACGGUUAGCAACAUGACGUGAUGAAAACUAUCCCCACCUGACGGAACCUUCAGGUGGACUGCGGAGCUUGGAUCAAAAUUUGCGUCAUCGAAGGCAGCAGAAAAGUCGCCGUCCGUGUUGUGUGAGUACAAGGGGCCUUUGUUUGACUUGGGGAUAACUUGGAUUCAGCCUAAAAGUAGAAUAAAUGAUCGGACAUAUGGUUCAAUUGUUGUUUACAACUUUGUUGGCGAGAGAUGUUUUACCAAUCAACUUUUUCUUCAAAAAAACGUUAUGUCAAAACAGGGGAAGGUGGUUGAAAAAGCUACUCAUGCAUUGAAGAAUUUCAGCCAACCGUUCCAAAAGCAGUAUUYCUUGGCAUUUCACGUCAUUGUCAUCAACGUUGCAGGUCUUGCUCAUAUCUUUGCUGAAGUAAAUCUCCAUUUUACUUUUGCAUUGCAUAAACUCUUGCGCGCAACAGUUGCAGAUGUAGAUGGAUAUACAUUGCAGUAUAGAGCCGUGAGGAUCUGGGACCGAAACUAAUGACGGCUGCGGAAGAGACUGCUAAGUCCAUGGAUCUUCGAAUUCGUAAAAUUCCGCUAUGUUCCUUGCUUAGUCUUGGUCUAAUUUCAGCGUUAAAAUAUUUACAAAUACCAACAUUAAAAUAAAGAGUGAACAAUCUCAAUGAUAGACUCCUUGCAGCACUUUGAAAUGCAGCUCAAUCUGGGGGACAAAAAAAUAUGUUCCAAUUCUCUGGAGAUUGGAAUUCUUUUGUUUUGUCCACCAGAUCGAGCUGCUUUGACGUCACAUGCAAGGGGUCUAUACGAGCACUUUGAAAAUCCUCGGACCUUCACUAGAACACAUGAAUAUGUAUUCUAUACAAAAUCGGGACUAAUCCUGAGAAACAGAGAAUUAGAAACUAGAGAUUGCGAAACUAACCGCAAUUUAUUAAUUAAAA
This is a messenger RNA of Actinia tenebrosa (Australian red waratah sea anemone), 2956 nucleotides long. RefSeq names its product galanin receptor 2a-like. Gene Ontology annotation, molecular function: G protein-coupled receptor activity. Gene Ontology annotation, biological process: G protein-coupled receptor signaling pathway. The record is from RefSeq and is a predicted model, not a curated record. Lineage: Eukaryota; Metazoa; Cnidaria; Anthozoa; Actiniaria; Actiniidae. Gene Ontology annotation, cellular component: plasma membrane.